Messenger RNA from Geodia barretti, 679 nucleotides. The record is from the annotation of a GenBank genome assembly. NCBI's taxonomy places the organism in Eukaryota, Metazoa, Porifera, Demospongiae, Tetractinellida, Geodiidae.
GAUCCACAUAAUAAUUUCGCGCGCUGCAUCGCUCCGCAUUAUUGGCUCAAACUCUGCUUACUUCAACACGUACCCACUGCCGUCUGUCACUCAUCAUGAGCAGCUCAGGGGGAUACUCGGGGACUGGAACCCAGGCGGACAAGGACAACCACGCAGACCAGUGCAAUCCCAACAACGCACAGUACGCGGGUCAUGAAAAGGGAUACACUGGAACUGGCACCAAAUCUGAUUUGGACAACCACGCAGACCAGUGCAAACCCAACGACGCACAGUACGCGGGUCAUGAGAAGGGAUACACUGGAACUGGCACCAAAUCUGAUUUGGACAACCACGCAGACCAGUGCGAUCCCAACAACGCAGAGUACGCGGGUCAUGAGAAAGGAUACGCUGGAACUGGCACAAAAUCUGAUUUGGACAACCAUGCCGACCAACUCAACCCCAACAACUCCAAAUACACGCCCAAAGGUGGAAAGUGAAACACAUUUGGAAGACACUUUGAGAGACUGUAGAAAGAAGACAUUAUACGCAAUUGCUGUAGUAUUAUCAUUGUUAGAUUAGUUCUUAGGCCAUGUAUAGAAUAUUGAGCACAUGAAAGUUUGUGUGCACGCUAUAGACUGAAAUAAUAAUCAUGCACUCAACUAGACGUAGCUACUGAAGAAUGAAGUAUCGUCAGGUACGA